ACUCACCAGACGGAAUAGUGACUUUGAUUGCAAGCAUUAAUUUCCAGGGGACACCCGGGUUUGAAAAAUGUAUAAUCGAUAAGCCUGCAAGAAGAACUUGCAGAAGACUUCCUGUUUACAAAGAAACCCCAAUUACAGAUAUUGAUAUUUUUUAG
Molecule: messenger RNA, 155 nt
Organism: Candidula unifasciata
Lineage: Eukaryota; Metazoa; Mollusca; Gastropoda; Stylommatophora; Geomitridae
Source: the annotation of a GenBank genome assembly